AUGUUUCAGGGUCAUCCAUACCAUAGCCUCCAAGUGCCCAGCGAUGAGCCGUUCAAAUUAAAACCUUCACCUGGAAAAGGAUGGGGUGCUUUUGCUACCAGACGAAUAGAGCGAGGAUCGAUAAUCUUCACUGAGAAGCCCCUCUUUGUCAUCCGGAAGCCACAUACAGAGAUCACGGAGGGAUAUGUUUGGGCAGCGUUUCAACAGUUGAGUCCGAGUGAGAAAGAGCAGUUCCUCUGCCUCCGCGACAAUGGCUCUCGGUCAUUCACAUAUAUGGAGGAAGCUUUCGCCGAGAACUCCUUUGCAAUCUCAAGGGAUAAUUCGCUUCGGUCUCAAGGCACUUCAAUACACGGUCUAUUCCUUCUUCACUCUCGCUUCAAUCAUUCGUGUAUACCUAAUUCAAAGAUCCCGAACACCGAUCAAGAGAUUAUCACGAGUUUUGCGACCCAGGAUAUUGCCGCUGGUCACGAGAUCACGUUUUGCUAUAAUACAGAUUUCGAAUGUCGUCUUAGACAUGAGCGCCAUCAAGCUCUACGUUUCGUAUGCGAUUGCAAAGCCUGCCUCAUCGACACCCAGUUUCAACAACUCAGCGACAUGCGGCGGACACUUAUUCGGGGCUUGCAGUAUCUUACCCUUGGUGUAGAUCUGAACGGGCAGAAACAACAAAUGGUAUCUCCUAUCAUCUUCGAUCCUUAUCUGAAGAAAGCGGCCGAGACUUUUCAAAUUCCCCUCUCUGCUAGGUUAAUCUAUAACCUCUUCAUAAUCGUUUUACUAGAGGAGGAGGGUUUGCCUAAGAAUAACUUUAUCUCUGAGGCUUUGUUGCAGGCUUUAUUGGGAGACUCUGAGAGGAUUUUGUGUGAGGAGCUUUGCUCUAUGCGAUUCACAACCUAAGAAUAGCUUCUUCUUCUGAGGAUUUGUUGCAGGCUUUGUUGGAAGACUCUGAGAGGAUUUUGGAGACAUGCUCAAGCAUAAAUACGGGCCUGCUCCCUGUAGAUAGUUUCUAGUUCCCAGCUCACCUCUUGUUAGUUUUCUAUGUCAUAGUGUGAAUGUCAAAUUUGCUCUAUU
Talaromyces stipitatus ATCC 10500 is the source of this 1065-nucleotide messenger RNA. Its product is annotated as SET domain containing protein. The coding region runs from base 1 to 891 and encodes 296 amino acids. The record is from RefSeq and is a predicted model, not a curated record. Lineage: Eukaryota; Fungi; Ascomycota; Eurotiomycetes; Eurotiales; Trichocomaceae. The transcript has 2 exons. Gene Ontology annotation, molecular function: protein binding.